Messenger RNA from Drosophila innubila, 2076 nucleotides. RefSeq lists its product as uncharacterized. Gene Ontology annotation, cellular component: nucleus. The transcript has 4 exons. The record is from RefSeq and is a predicted model, not a curated record. Lineage: Eukaryota; Metazoa; Arthropoda; Insecta; Diptera; Drosophilidae. Bases 1 to 2055 code for a protein of 684 amino acids.
AUGUCAAGUUUUUCUCCGAAGCAAUUGCACCAAUGCGCACGGUUCCCAGGAACUGCAUGUACACCAGAGAAGGAGCCAAAGGUACGCGAGCCGGCCAAGAUUAAGACAGCUACACUGCGUGGUAUCAGAAAAUGUCUAAGUUGUGGAACUAUUAAUGGCAGUCGUGCGCUUCUGUGUCGCAAUCCUGUGUGUCCACAAAAUAAGAAUGUAUUUGAUGGAGUGCAGCUGGUCUGUCGGCGAACCGGCUGUGCUGUGUACUCACUGCGUACAAAGGAACGGGAGCAGGAUGCACAACCCCGGAAUUUUGUUUGCAUUGAGGAUGUGACAUUGUCACUGCAACCGAAUGCAGCCGUUGUGUCCAGCAAAGCGGUCUGUCAUGUGGAUGCGUGUAGGAAUGACAACAACUGCAAGCACAUCAAAGCCUGCCGAGAAUGCAGUGAACAGAUGCCCAAGGCGCUGGUGUAUACAGUGUCGCGGGAGGUGCUCUGGAAUCUCAACAUAAGCCUGGAGCAAAAACAACAGCUCUGGCAGCAGUACAAGAUCGCCGAGGAGCAGGAGCAGAUGCCAGCGGUGCAACGCUUGAAUGCCACCACUUUUGUGGUGAAAUGUGAACGCUCGAAUACGUUUCCAGCUGAGCAUCUGCAUGUUACCGCACUGGCUAAUGGUUUGUCCACCAAAAAGGGCACCUAUGCCUGUGCCUGUCGCAAACUUAAGAUCAUUGUGGAACCGGACAACUCGCUAGUCAUGCAGGAUGAGAUUUGUGAUCAUUUGCUGCUCGUCUUGGCUGGAAUUCUAAGUUCGCCGCAGGGUAAAACGGUCUAUGGCAACUUUACGAAAUCUCUGCAAUCCUUUUGGAUGCCCGCCAAGUUGGAAACACCUCUGGGCGAGGUCACACACGAUGAUUUGCGUUUGAGCUUAAGCAUCAACAUUGGCGGUGACAUUGAUCCGCAUGAGGACAUUUACAUCUUUGACGACGAAUGCUGUGAGACUGUUACUGACCUGCUGCCUCUGCCGGAAGAGCUUCCCGAUGUUGUUUACAAUGUGGAUUCUACGCCUGCCCAGAACAGUGCCAACAGCAGUGCUGUGGUCCGCUAUGCCAACGAUGCUCAGCUCCUGUCCAAUUAUGACAUAUAUGCCGAACAGCAGAAUCAACACCUGGAGCUGACAGACUGCAAUAUUGAGCUGAUGGAUCAGUAUCAACUGACUGAUCAAAUUGAUUUGUGCAGCGAAGAUAUUGAGCUGCCGUUGGUCAGUGAACCUUUCAACAUAUUGGCGCCUCCGCCCAUUUUUACAAAUGCGCCACCAACGACAACCAAUCAGCUGCCACCUAUUGAAUUGCCCACCAUUUCUGUGAUCAAAGAGUCGGCCAUCAAAGCAUCCGAAAUUGUCAACGAAGUAAAGACUCGUAAGCAGCCGCCCUUGCCAGCGAAACGUACGCUUAUUGUAAAUGAAUCCACGGGUACAGCCGCUGUUGAAGCUGUAGGAGUGGAGGUGGAGCCAGCGUUGGCCUAUGAGGCCUGGCUGGAUUAUGUGAUAGAACUGAUCAAUGACUCCAUUGAGCCUGUGCCAGAACAGGCGGCAGUAAGCAGGCGCUUGGUGCAGCACAGCCUUCAUGUUCACAAGGAAACCUUCUCCCAUUUUUGCAAGAGUUUCAGUGCUGGAAUCAAGCAUCGUCCACUUCAUAAGGUCGCCGUCAUUGAGACUGGCAAACACAAAGGUCUCAGCAAAUAUGUUUGGCAUUUUAGCGCUUCGCACACUGUGAAGCGCAUCUUCAGUAGUCGUAAUCUCUGUCUGCAGCUGGAACGCUCCUUUCAACGUCACAAAGAUGGACAUUUUGAGCCAUAUGUGCGUCAAGCGCCUGUGCAGACAAUUCCACCAAUCAAGCAGCGUUUUGUCUAUACAAAACUGAGACUAUAUAUGGUUAACAUGCUCUUUGAUACUGAGCAAAAGGACAAGAGCGGAUUGCUCUUAUCAUGGACUCCAGACGUGCUGGCACGCAGUCAUUUUGGCCUGAUGCAAGUUGAAUUUACUCUGCAAACGCGUUCACCGAUUUAAAUGUACUACACAUGUGCGUAA